Messenger RNA from Cydia fagiglandana, 2345 nucleotides. RefSeq names its product zinc finger protein 431-like. The record is from RefSeq and is a predicted model, not a curated record. Gene Ontology annotation, biological process: regulation of transcription by RNA polymerase II. Bases 34 to 1782 code for a protein of 582 amino acids. Lineage: Eukaryota; Metazoa; Arthropoda; Insecta; Lepidoptera; Tortricidae. The transcript has 3 exons. Gene Ontology annotation, molecular function: DNA-binding transcription factor activity; RNA polymerase II cis-regulatory region sequence-specific DNA binding.
GAAUACUUAAAUCACAACGAGAUUUAGUUGACGAUGGAACCGUCAGCGUUAUUGGGCGCAGUGAUUUGCGUGAAGGCUGAGCCCUGUGAGGAUGUGUAUAUAAUUGAUGAGUCCACGACCGUGAGCGUGUCUGUGAAAGCUGAGCUGGGUGACGAAGACGAGCCCAGGUGCGAUAGCGUGUCUAUAAAAGCUGAGCCUUCGUGCGCAGAUGUGAGUGUGAAAGACGAGUCGCCCGGCGUGAGCGCGGCGGCGGAGCUGUACGCCGAUCACGCCGUGAAAGAUGAGCUCGUGCUCGGCCCCGUGCUAGUGGAGCGGCGCGUGCGCCACGCACCAGCAGUGGUUUCAACUUCCAACCUGGCGAUAGAAGGGAAGCCCAUGCUGAGGGACUGCUGUGUGAGGCUGGAGCGCCUCUUCAUGGACACGCUGCUCACUGGCACUCAGAGCACAGGCGGGGACAGCCCGAGACAAGUUCAUGGAGCUGAUGAAGAGCGUGAACACAAGAACACUACAGUUGAGGAUAGUAAAGAACAUUAUCAAGGGCAAACUCCACAGGAGAAACCAAGCAGUAGACCCGAAACUUACCAUUGUGCCCACUGUAAAUAUACAACAAGCAGAAAACCAUUAUUAAUUAGUCAUUUAAGAACACAUGUCAAUGAGAGGCUAUACAAAUGUGACCUUUGUAACUAUGCUAGUGCCUAUAAAUGUGGAAUAGCAAGACAUAAAAUGAUUCACACUGGUGAAAAACCUUAUAAAUGUGACCAGUGUAAUUAUGCUACUAUCUAUAAACGUGGUUUGCAACGUCAUGUAAGAAAACACACUGAUGUAAAGUAUCACAAAUGUGACCAGUGUAAUUAUGCUACUAUCUAUAAAAAUGAUUUACAACUUCAUGUAAGGAUACACACUGGUGUAAAGCCUUACAAAUGUGACCAGUGUAAUUAUGCUACUGCCCAUAAACGUGGUUUGCAAGUUCAUACAAGACAACACACUGGUGAAAAACCUCACAAAUGUGACCAAUGUAAUUAUGCUACUGCCCAUAUAGGAAGUUUGCAACGUCAUGUAAGACAACACACUGGUGUAAAGCCUUACAAAUGUGACCAGUGUAAUUAUGCUACUGUCCAUAUAGGAAAUUUGCAACGUCAUGUAAGGAUACACACUGGUAUAAAGCCUUACAAAUGUGACCAGUGUAAUUAUGCUACUGCCCAUAAAUGUGAUAUGCAAGUUCAUGUAAGACAACACACUGGUGAAAAACCUCACAAAUGUGACCAGUGUAAUUAUGCUACUGCCCAUAUAGGAAGUUUGCAACGUCAUGUAAGACAACACACUGGCGUAAAGCCUUACAAAUGUGACCAGUGUAAUUAUGCUACUGCCCAUAAACGUGGUUUGCAAGUUCAUGUAAGGAAACACACUGGUGAAAAACCUCAUAAAUGUGAGCAGUGUAAUUAUGCUACUGCCGAUAAACGUGCUUUGCAAGUUCAUGUAAGCAAACACACUGGUGUGAAACCGCACAAAUGUGACCAGUGUAAUUAUGCUACUGCCCAUAAAGGUUAUUUGCAACUUCAUGUAAGGAACCACACUGGUGAAAAACCUCACAAAUGUGAGCAGUGUAAUUAUGCUACUGCCUAUAAAGGUUAUUUGCAACUUCAUAUAAGGAAACACACUGGUGAAAAGCCUUACAAAUGUGAGCAGUGUAGUUAUGCUAGCAACCAUAAAAAUGGUUUGAAAUAUCAUGUAAAGAAACACACUGGUGAGAAGCCUCACAAAUGUGAAAGCAAAAACACUUAAGUGGCCCACUGAUUAACAGUGCGCCGCACGGUAUCGGCCUGUCAGUUGUUCGGAACUGUCAAAUUUUUGUUCUAACUGACGGGCCGAUACCGACCGGCGGACUGUUAAUCACUGAGCCUCUUUAAUGAGCACAAAUAAUAGUUCAUCAGAUCUUGAACGACCCCUCGAAGGUUAGAAUCCUUAAUCGUAUGUUCCAUGGUUGUUUGAUAUUGUCAUUACAUCAGUCAACAUCCGUACUUUUUGUUUUUUGUAACGAGACUGACUGAAAUAGCAAGACACGUUCGUACGUUUCCGUGAAAAUACGAUGGAAAAUAAUUCUGCCCAAAUAAUAAUACCGAAAUUUGCCUCUGUAAUUUGAAACUAUAUGUAGUUCGUUUUUUGUAGCAGUAGUCCCUACUGGAUGCCAGCUCUUUAAGCCAAAUCUCAUAGAAAAAGGGGCAAGCUAUUAUGGCACUUGCCAACCCCAUUGCGAUAACUGCAUUAUUGCAUCAUCAUCAUCAUCAUCUCAGCCAUAAGACGUCCCCUGCUGAACGUAGGCCACCCCCUUGGACCUCCAUUCGUAC